UGUGCUGCAGAUGUCAUCUCAGGAUAUUAUGGGCCAGUGGUCAGAAUACUUUGACGACUCCUAAAUCCCACUAACGUGUCUUCUAUUGAGGAAGCAGAACCUGGGCCUGUCAGAUUUUGGACUUGAGAAUACGGGAAAUAGUUAUCCGUCCCCUCCCCUUCACUGGGGCUGAAGGGGGUGGAAAAAAACAACCGUAGGAGGUAAAAGCGGGGGGAAGAAGACUACAGACUACCUUCAGAAAGGGGCCGGAGGGCAGGGGAUGGAACAUAGUCACUCUAAUGGAAAAUAUUAAUGCAGGAGCAUGCCAGGACAGGGGUAAAAUAUGGUAGAUGGACUCAAAGAAAGCUUUUGGUGUAGAAAAGGUCUUCACCAAAAUAAACCUGUUAAUCAGUGAGUUUUAUAGCAGCUCAAAGGUUGAAUACUGAACUUGCAAUGAAACACACCUCAGUUGGAGCUGACCUGAAGCAGGAAUCAGGUUGUGGUUGUUAGUACCUGAGAAUCCCAGAGAAAAGUGGAAGCCUCCAGCUCUGCUGCUUCCAGCUGCUCACACUAAAGCUUCACUCAGAGACAAAAUGGCUUCCAGACCAGAGGAUAAUCGCUGCAGUCUGCACUCUGAGAAACUCAAACUCUUCUGUCUGGACCAUCAGCAGCCAGUUUGUCUCGUCUGCAGAGAUUCAGAAAAACAUAUCAACCACAGAUUCAGACCCAUUGAUGAAGCUGCUCAGUAUCACAGAGAGAAUCUGAAAACAUCUCUGGAGCCUUUAAAGAAGAAACUGGAGCUCAGGAAGAAAGUUCAAAAAGAGUUUGAUGAGACAGCAGAACACCUGAAGGUCCAGGCCCGACACACAGAGAGGCAGAUUGUUGAGCAGUUUAAGAAGCUUCAUCAGUUUCUAGCAGAGGAAGAGGAGGCCAGGCUGGCUGCACUAAGUGCAGAAGAGGAGCAGAAGAGAGGGAUGAUGGAGGAGAAGAUGGAGGCUCUGAGCAGAGAGAUAGCAGCUCUUUCAGACACAGUCAGAGCCAUACAAGAGGAGCUGGAAGUUGAAGACAUCUCAUUCCUGCACAACUACAAGGCUGUAAUGGAAAAAAUUCAGUCCUGUAACCUGCCAGAGGAUCCACAGCUGCCCUCAGGAGCUCUGAUAGACCAGGCCAAACAUCUGGGCAACCUGGCCUUUAACAUCUGGAGCAACAUAAAGGACAUGGUGUCCUGCACUCCUCUGGUUCUGGACCCAAACACGGCUGGUCCAAAACUCCUCCUGUCUGAAGAUCUGACCGGUGUGAAUGUAGGAGGGGAACAGCAGCUUCCUGAUAAUCCAGAGAGAUUUGACUACUGGUGGUCUGUUCUGAGCUCUCAGGGUUUUAACUCAGGGAACCACAGCUGGGAUGUUGAUGUUGGAGACAGUAAUAGCUGGGCACUUGGAGUGAUAGCAAAGUCUGUCCAGAGGAAGGGAAAGAUACGAUCUGGAUUGUUGCUAAUACGGUUCUAUAAAGGUAAAUACUCAGUUGAGACUUCAUUAACUCCUUCAGGUUUGUUAGUCCAGAAGAAACUCCAGAGGAUCAGAGUGAUUCUGGACUGUGACAGAGGAAAGCUGUCAUUCAUUAAUCUGGAUACUGACACAUACAUACACACCAUCACACACACCUUCACUGACAGGAUGUUUCCAUACAUUGAAACUCACAAUAAAGCAAAAAUCCAACCAAUAAAAAUCUUAGUGACUGAACAGUACCAUUAAUUUUCACAGGAUGAAGAACUGAGUUCACUGCUGGCAUCUUUCUGUCCUGACAUUGGAUUACCAAACACCUUGCUAAUACUUUUUGUCCCAAAUCCUUUGAAAGUUAUAAUGAUGGACUAAUGUUUUCAUUCAGUUCUUCUUGGUUUUGGUUCAGUUUUGAGAAAUUAAUAUUGAUAUGAGGCGAUAUGUUUUCAUCUCAGGACGCAUUUACCAGAGUUCAUUGUGAUCCGACAAUCUACACUGCUCAGAAAAAUAAAGGGAACACUCAAAUAACACAUCCUAGAUCUGAAUGAAUGAAAUAAAUAUGAAAAUAAUUUCCACCUGUUGUCUAUUCCAUUUGCACAACAGCAGGUGAUAUUGAUUGUCAAUCAGUUUCUAAGUGGACAGUUUGAUUUCACAGAAGUUUGAUGUACUUGGAGUUAUAUUGUGUUGUUUGAGUGUUCCCUUUAUUUUUUUGAGCAGCAUAUUUCUAUAUCCUAUUCAGAGGUUGCGCUACAGUUUUUUUGUUAUAUUUGAUUGCUGAUUCUAUGUUGCAUGACUGUGUUUUUAUGUUUAUGAUGUAAAACACUUUGAAAUGCCUUGCUGCUGAAAUGUGCUAAAUAAAUAAAAU
Poeciliopsis prolifica (blackstripe livebearer) is the source of this 2340-nucleotide messenger RNA. RefSeq names its product nuclear factor 7, brain-like. Lineage: Eukaryota; Metazoa; Chordata; Actinopteri; Cyprinodontiformes; Poeciliidae. Bases 573 to 1730 code for a protein of 385 amino acids. The transcript has 2 exons. The record is from RefSeq and is a predicted model, not a curated record. Gene Ontology annotation, molecular function: zinc ion binding; protein binding.